This is a messenger RNA of Aspergillus luchuensis, 279 nucleotides long. RefSeq lists its product as uncharacterized. The transcript has a single exon. The record is from RefSeq and is a predicted model, not a curated record. Bases 1 to 279 code for a protein of 92 amino acids. NCBI's taxonomy places the organism in Eukaryota, Fungi, Ascomycota, Eurotiomycetes, Eurotiales, Aspergillaceae.
AUGCCAACAGUGCUUUUGCAGAUCUUCUCCUCGUACUUCUACCCCGACAGCUCCGCUCCGCGGUACGUGACCGCCAUGGCAGCGAACUCAGCCUUCUCACUCGGUGCGAUUGUGCUAGCGCUAUUCAUGCGAUUCGUUCUCCGUCGCGCUAAUCGGCGCAUCGAUAGGGGGGAGACAACCGUGACGGAGGAGAUGAGAGGUCACAGCAAGAGAGAGAUCGCUGGUGUCUCUGAUGAAGAGCGCAUUGCGCGAAGGGAGGGGUUCCGAUACAUUGCCUAG